AUGACAAAGGAAGCCGUCGUCGUCACCGGUGCCAACGGGUUCCUGGGCGCCCACGUUGUCCUCUCGCUCCUCGCAGCGGGGUACAUGGUGCACGCUACGGUGCGGAGCCGCUCUUCCGCCUCUGGCCUCCUACGGCGCUUCGAGAGCGAGGUGAGCGAGGGCUCCCUCAAGGUUUUCGAGGUGCCGGACCUCGCGGACCGAGAGGCCGUACGCGGCGCGUGUGAAGGAGCGCAGUAUGUGCUUCACACCGCCUCGCCCGUCCCGUCGCGCGAUAUGGCCGAUGCGGUCGCGACCAUCCUCGACCCGACGCUCGGCGCCAUCCGGACCAUUUUCGACGUCGCCUCGUCGCUGCACAUGCGUCGGGUGGUGCUGACCACAAGCCUAUCCAGCCACCUCCCAACACCCGGCGGCAGUGACGGUACAGCAACGACUACGACGACGACGAUCGACGAAACGAGCUGGAACGACAUGGACGAGACGAGGCUGCGCACGCUUCGCAAGCCAUUCGAAGUGUACAUGGGUUCCAAGACGGUCGUCGAGCGGCUCGCCUGGUCCCUCUCCCGCAGCACGGGGGUGGGUAUGACGACGGUAGCGCCCGUCUACAUCGCCGGCCCCACCGUGUGCGGCUCGCCGCUAAGGAGCUCCAACCUCGAGCUCGUACGCUUCCUCCGCGAUCCGGCGCGCUCGCGCAUCCCCGGCUGGGUCGAUGUCCGCGACGUCGCCGACGCCCAUCUUCUCGCCCUGCAGCGGGAGCAGGCGGCUGGAAGGAGGUUGCUCAUGUGCGCCCAUCCCACCCCCGCCUCCGAUUCCACUGGCGGCUUAGAGAUCGACACGUCCCUCGUUCACGACGUGCUCGGUCUCGAGUAUAGAGAGUGGAAGGUCACGGUGGCCGAGUUUGAGCAGCAGGUCAAGGCCUUUCGGGAGCAGCAGCAGCAGCAGGAGGGUGAGGGACGGGAUGAGGUCAAGGGAUGA
Molecule: messenger RNA, 972 nt
Organism: Pseudozyma flocculosa PF-1
Lineage: Eukaryota; Fungi; Basidiomycota; Ustilaginomycetes; Ustilaginales; Ustilaginaceae
Gene: fhd1
Product: flocculosin hydroxylase
Exons: 3
Coding region: 1-972 (323 amino acids)
Molecular function (GO): oxidoreductase activity, acting on the CH-OH group of donors, NAD or NADP as acceptor
Source: RefSeq, a predicted model, not a curated record